Molecule: messenger RNA, 4299 nt
Organism: Dothidotthia symphoricarpi CBS 119687
Lineage: Eukaryota; Fungi; Ascomycota; Dothideomycetes; Pleosporales; Dothidotthiaceae
Product: AAA-domain-containing protein
Exons: 3
Coding region: 31-4263 (1410 amino acids)
Biological process (GO): protein import into peroxisome matrix
Cellular component (GO): peroxisomal membrane; cytosol
Molecular function (GO): ATP binding; ATP hydrolysis activity
Source: RefSeq, a predicted model, not a curated record
GCCCAUUCGGAAUCUGUCCUCAUAUUGUAGAUGAUGGAGGUUCAAAAUGGCAUCCUUCAUCCGCGCAAAAGACGGCGGAGAAGGCGUCUUGACCGGCCUGCCAUUUCCGCGCGCCUGCUGCGUGAUGACCGUCUGAAGGGAGAGGUAGGAAUACUGUCUGAGGACCUCUUCAACGACCUCUUUCCUGGUUCCAGAAGUGCUGUGAAUGGAGACGCGCAAGACCCGAACCGCGUUCAUCACGUCGCGAUUACCCCAUGGCAGCCGAGUUCCCUCGUGGCUUCCCAAGACGUCGCGUGGACCAUCCUUCCUGUGCGCAUUGCCGACAAGACGGGAAGCGCGACUGCCCGCCCACACUCAUCCCUCCAUGUCCCCACAUCGUCGCUCGCGUUCCAGUCGUUCUCGCAGCUUCUCCACAGUGUAGCUCCCCACAAGACGCAGAGAAGGGAUGCGCCGAUCGAGGUCCGCAUAUAUGAUGUCGUUCCGUUGGGGUUGGAGACUGUGUACGUCACUCUGGAUACGGAAGCCUUGAGGAAGCUGGACGACGUGCAUGCCAAGUUCGGCGGUGGCUUUGUGAACCAGCCCAAUGGCGCGGCAAAGGGGCCCAGGAGUCGCUAUCCCGACUCGAACGGGACAAAGGCGAAGGCGAGUGUAGACCAUACAGCCCAAGAGCAAGCUUGGAGGACUGCCGUGCGAGAGGCUCUCCAGUCGCCAACAGUGCUCCACACAGGGGACUUGCUCCCCCUUCCGCUCCCAGCCCAUCCCAUCACUCACAUGCCACCUCCGCCAGCAAAGAUCACUGCCUGUGAGCCUGUGUCGCAAGGUCUGCUACUACCCACUACUAGAGUCGUCGUGCUACAAUCGCAUCGCAGCCCCAAAACGGCCGUUGUCCAGUCGCCUGUGAAGCGGGCCACCAUCUCGAACGGAUUCGGAGAUGACGACGAAACGGACGAUACUUCGAACGAUACCUUCUACUCUGCCGCAGAAGACCGAGCCGAGUCUCGCAACACCUCUCCACCAGAUGAAGAGUCGAUGGAUACUCUAGACUCUGAGCUGUCUGGCACGGAUGGCGGUGACCUAUCUGACGACGAUCCAGACGAUUUCAUUUCCCUAAAUGCGCCAAUGCUACCACCUCAAUCAUCAGGCGUUCUUUCAUCCUUCACUUCCGCUACACCUCGAGCUGGCAACUACCGAACGAACGGCAUUGCCAGUCCCGGAUCGGUUUACUCGAGCUUCACUGCAAGCACCGCCCGUGGUCCGUCAUCGAAGAGCAAGGUUUUCAAGGCACAUGGGCUUUUGCAGAGUAUAUCCGACGAGUUGAUGCACCCAAAACCUGGAAGCGAAGACGACGAGGAAGCUCGAGUUUUCGUCGACAUAAAUACACUGGUCAAAGUCGGGUGUUUCUCCGGCGACUGGGUCAAGAUUGAAGCUACUGAGGAACCCUCUUCUGAUCCUUUGUGGGGGCUCGGAGCGUUUGGAGGGGUUAAUGUAGACAAUGAUUCCAAUUGGCGUCCGGUCAGAGUCUACGGACUACCAGAGAACAUGUCCAAGAAGACUGCCAAAUACCCCCUCAACAAAACACAGAAUCAAAACCGUAGGGUUAGUAGUAUGUCUGGAUUUCCUCAGAUGAAUACCCCUCUACAAGCCUAUCUCUCGCCAGUAUUGUUGGCAAAUCUUGGGAGCCCUUCACAUCUUCGUAUCACCCCCCUUGUUUCCCAUCAAUCGUCACAUCUUCCGCGAAGCGCCACUGUCAAGCCACGGCUCAACAGCUCUUCGCUGCCACCACCCGCCAAAGACGUCACGCUCUUGAAACUUUCAACACCUCUUUCGUCUGACCGGCUACUCCAACCAAGCUUGUUUGCUGCUCUUAAAGAACACUUCGAGCAGAAACGGCGAGUUGUAAAAGGUGGUGAUUUGAUUGGUAUUUCAAUCGACGAGUCACUUGGACGGGCAGUGUUCCAAGGCACAACAGAGGAGGAUGCUGGCAGUGAUGAACUGCUAUCAAGAUCUAAGAAGGGCGCCAGUGUGGAAAGCCGCAAUCCGAAGGUGGUAGCCUGGUUCAAGAUUGGAAAUGUCUCAAGCUCAUCACAGGCGCCUCGUGAUGACGAAGAAGAGGAUCCUUGGGGUGGUGCUGUCACAGUGGACGCCGCAAGCACAAAGAUGGAGAUGAACGGAAGCGAACAGGGGAAAACACCUGCACCUAUCAACAACGCAUGGCAAUACUACCUAGGUGCCAAGCGGACUCCAAUCUCGGCCUCUCAAAAGAUGAUGGCGCAAGACGAGCUUCCCAAGCCUUACAUCUCUUCGCUUCGCAGGCGGUUACGAGAACUCAUGUCAGUAGCUACUAGUCCAAGGGCCAUUCACCUGGGAUUGCCACCGAUUGCGGUGUUGAUCACGUCUACGCAACGAGGUAUCGGCAAGUCCACUGUGGCCACAAAAGCUUGUGAAGAUCUCGGGUUGCACACAUUCUCGAUAGACGCAUUCGACAUCGUGACCGAAGGAGGCGCAGGAGGUGGUGACGUGAAGACCGAAGGAUUCUUGAAGGCCAGAGCAGAGCGAGCACUCACGUGUGGUGCCGAGUUCACCGCGCUGCUCCUGAAGCAUGUCGACGCACUCAAUGCUGAUCGAAUGAUCACAGCACUGAAAGAGAUACUGGCUGACUCCCGUGUGUUGAUCGCAACAACCACAGAGAUCGACAAGGUGCCUGAGGGUAUCCGGGGUCUGUUCACUCACGAAAUCGAAAUGAUGGCACCUGACGAAGGCGAAAGAGAAGGCAUUCUGCGCAGCGUUAUCGAAGACACUGGAAUCAGGUUGUCUCCCGACGUCGAACUGGGCAACGUCGCCAUCAAGACCGCAGCUUUGGUUGCUGGUGAUUUGGUAGACGUGGUAGAUCGCGCACUAGUUGCAAAGAGCAACCGCCUGGAAGCGCUCGCGGUGUCUGCGUCCAAAUCCUUGGCUUCAUCCGAAAAGAUCACCACAAGAGACAUCGAGCUUGCGGGUGGUCACUUCAGUAACAGCUUGACCAAGGCUGAUCUUGAUGGCGCUGUGGAUGCGGCACGCAAGAACUUCGCCGACGCAAUUGGGGCACCUAAGAUUCCCAACGUUGGCUGGUCAGACGUAGGGGGUCUUACACACGUGAAGGACGCUGUAAUGGAGACUAUCCAGCUACCCCUGUCCCGCCCUGAGCUCUUUGCUAAGGGCAUGAAGAAGCGCAGUGGUAUCUUAUUUUAUGGACCUCCAGGAACAGGAAAGACGUUGCUUGCGAAGGCCAUCGCUACAGAAUUCUCUCUCAACUUCUUCAGUGUCAAGGGUCCCGAGUUACUGAACAUGUACAUUGGUGAGUCUGAAGCCAAUGUACGACGUGUGUUCCAGAGGGCUCGUGACGCUCGCCCUUGCGUCGUGUUCUUCGAUGAGUUGGAUUCUGUUGCGCCCAAGCGUGGUAACCAAGGUGACAGCGGUGGUGUCAUGGACCGUAUUGUCAGUCAGUUGCUCGCUGAGCUCGAUGGUAUGAGCGAUGGCGGAGAGGGUGUCUUCGUCAUCGGUGCGACGAACAGACCUGACUUGCUUGAUCAAGCAUUGCUACGUCCUGGUCGAUUCGACAAGAUGCUGUAUCUUGGUGUCUCGGAUACCCACGAGAAGCAGCAGACUAUUCUAGAAGCCUUGUCAAGGAAAUUCACACUACACCCUGAACUCUCCCUCCAAAGAGUCUCCCAAGGCCUUCCGUUUACAUACACUGGUGCCGAUAUGUACGCCCUCUGCUCGGACGCCAUGCUCAAAGCUAUCACACGGCAAGCACGCGCCGUUGACGAGAAAGUCAAGGCGUACAAUGCCGCACAUUCACCAACCAUCACCAUUGCAUACUUCUUUGACCACCUGGCCACGGAAGAGGAUACCGCGGUCAUGGUCACGGAGCAAGAUUUCAUUGAGGCGCACAACGAGCUCGUGCCUAGUGUUAGUGCCGAUGAAUUGCGACAUUAUGAUACAGUGCGUAAGUCCUUUGAGGGUACCGGCAAGAAGGAGGACGAUAAGAAGAAUCAGGUGCUUUUGAAUGGCAACAAGGGGAAGGGCAAGGCUGAAGCGCCGUCAGACGACAGACAGAUGUCAAUUCGCACUGACAAUAUGAAUUUGAAUGGGUCGGCUGGUGGAAGUAGCGGUGGGAAAGGAAAGGGAAAGGCCCCGGUCGCGAAUCACGCGAGUAAAAACAGCCUUGAUAUUGCCGAGGGCGGAUUUGGGGAUGCAGCGCAGGACGACGAUUUGUAUUCUUGAUUUUGUAGUUUUUUAAAUAAUAUUUGUUAAGCGGAG